This is a messenger RNA of Saccostrea echinata, 1849 nucleotides long. Its product is annotated as 2',5'-phosphodiesterase 12-like. Lineage: Eukaryota; Metazoa; Mollusca; Bivalvia; Ostreida; Ostreidae. Gene Ontology annotation, cellular component: mitochondrion. Gene Ontology annotation, biological process: nuclear-transcribed mRNA catabolic process, deadenylation-dependent decay. The coding region runs from base 58 to 1815 and encodes 585 amino acids. The transcript has 7 exons. The record is from RefSeq and is a predicted model, not a curated record. Gene Ontology annotation, molecular function: 3'-5'-RNA exonuclease activity.
AUUGCAACAACAUGUGCAAAGACAAAGUUGAAACGUGAUUAAAGAAAUAACAAUGCUAUGUUACGAUUAUUUAGAGAAAAGUUGCAGAUCAAUAUAGGGUAUUUUCUCACUAGACUGAGAGAUCGAAAAAUGGAGCCUACUUCUUUGUUUAUUGUACGUUCACUCCCAGAUAACGACAGAAUCACUAUGGAAUUUGACUAUUCUCACGAUGGUGGAAAACCUAAGCAAUUCCGUAUGGAUAGAAUAAAAGAAGAAGAAUUGGGCCAGACUUUUGCACGACUCAAAAAUUCCAUAACAUCAAAAUUCAUAAAAAGAAAGAGAAAGAAAAAUGAACCAGAAAUUGUUCAAGAGGAUACCCCACUUAAGUUUACCAUAAAUGGUGUUGAAAUCAAUACAGAAAGCAAAUUACGUGUUGCAGAAGCCUUGAUUCAGGGAUCAGAAGUCUGUAUUAAUGAGCAAAAAUAUCAGGUAUCAGUUAACCCCCCUACAGUGCUAAAGUUAGAGCUUCCCAAGAGCAUGAUGUCUGGGUUCCCAGUUUUUCCAAAGGUGGAUUUACAGUUUGCUAAUGUGUUGGACAGUGAGUUCACAUGGAACAGAGUACAUAAAGAUUUUAACAAUCUUAAUAACUCUCUAAAGAAUUUGAAUCAGAAAUUCCUCUCCAAAGAAAAAUUUUACACACCAACAAAUGACGACAUUGACCACAAAAUUGAAUUGAGCUGUAUCCCAAAGCUUGGGGAUAGAUCAGGGAGUAUGUCCACUAUUGUCAGUAAAGUGGUGGUUGAAGCAGGUCCAGGGGUCUGUCCAUUUGAGAUGAGACACAUGUACACUUCAGAACUGACCGAUAGCACAAGUUUCAGAGUGGUGUCCUAUAAUAUACUAGCAGAUGCAUUUGCAGACACAGACUUUACUAGAAAUGAACUGUAUCCAUACUGCCCCCCUUACGCACAGUCCAUAGAUUACAGAAAACAACUGCUACUGAAAGAGAUUCUGGGAUACAAUGCAGACAUAAUUUGCCUCCAAGAAGUAGAUGAGAAGGUAUUUGACAGAUAUCUAUUGCCAGCCCUUCAGAUAAAUGGCUUCUCUGGAGUGUAUCAGAUGAAAUCUGGGAAAAUCAGAGAGGGAGAGGCUUUGUUUUACAGAAAUUCAAAGUUCAGGGCCACAGAGGAACAUACAAUUGACAUAACACAAAGCUUGGAGGAGGAGGCCUUUAAAGAUAUCAAAGAAAAAUUGGCCAAAUAUGAAGUCUUGUACGAGUUUUAUAAAAAGAGAAAAAAUGUGUUACAGGUACAUGUUCUGGAAUCUGUGUCUGAUCCACGGAAGAAGCUGUGUGUGGCAAACACCCAUCUGUUUUUUCACAGAGACUUUGAUCACAUCCGUAUUGUCCAGGGCGUGGUCAGCAUCAGGCACUUAGAACAAGUGAUGACAAAAUACAGAGAACAGGGAGACGACAUUUCCUUAGUUUUUUGUGGAGAUUUCAAUGCCAGUCCUCAAAGUCCCUUACAUGGAUUUCUGAUCACUAGUCAACUCAAGCCAGAGGAAUACGACUUGCAGAUAAAAGAUUCGGGUGAGAAAGUAACCAACUUUGACUUUUCCCACAGCUUUAAGCUGACUAGUGCCUGUGGUUAUCCGAGGUACACUAAUUAUGUAGGGGCAUUCCAUGGACAGUUGGACUAUGUGUUUGUGGACAGCAAUUUGGAGGUGGUCAGUGUCGUCCCUCCUCCAGACCAUGAACAGGUCACGCAGCAUUUGGCCCUACCCAGCAUAGUUUUUCCUUCUGAUCAUAUAGCACAAAUCUGUGUAAUUAAAUGGAAGUGAGAUUUUAUGUACUGGAUAAAGUAUUUGAAGCUGA